Molecule: messenger RNA, 2623 nt
Organism: Quercus robur (English oak)
Lineage: Eukaryota; Viridiplantae; Streptophyta; Magnoliopsida; Fagales; Fagaceae
Product: U-box domain-containing protein 1-like
Exons: 3
Coding region: 264-2342 (692 amino acids)
Biological process (GO): protein ubiquitination
Cellular component (GO): cytoplasm; nucleus
Molecular function (GO): ubiquitin-protein transferase activity; protein binding
Source: RefSeq, a predicted model, not a curated record
CUCUUCAUUUUUCCACUCAACUAUCUCUCCUAUAGUCCCAUAGGUUUAUCAGUACAAAUAGAAACAGUCAAGAGUUCGUGCAACUAAUUUAAAAUUUCUUUCCUUUGCAACAUACAUUUAUAAUACUAAUUUAAUGUGAUGCAUAUAUAUGUUUGCUUCAUAGGUAUUUGUAUUGUGACCAAAGUACAAACAGAAAGCACUGUUGAUAAUAACAAUGAGCAGAAACCUAGUACCACAGUGUUGAAACUGAGAAUAAUACUACCAUGGCUGCUGCUUUGCCUUCAACUAUGGCCUCCUCAGGCCUAUUGCCAUGCGGGUCUUUGCUAGAAUCAUUGGUUCAUAUAUCCAAUGAAGUUGCUUCCAUGGAAAAGCUUCCUUGUGUACAGGUUAGAAAUAUAUCAGCCAUGAUAAGAAGGACCAAACUUCUUUAUUCAUUGUUUGAAGAGAUUCAAGACACAAAUGGCUCAAUUCCACCUCCUUCAAUCCUAUGUCUCACUGAGCUUUUCUGCGUGAUUCAAAGAGUAAAGGCUUUGAUCCAAGAGUGCAAGGAUGGAAGCUGUGUCUGGGGGCUUAUACAGACAGAGUUUGUUUCAAAUCAAUUUUAUGUGCUAGUGAAGGAGAUGGGGAGGGCACUUGAUAUUCUACCUCUAAGCUUGCUUGAUUUAUCAGCAGAUACUAGAGAGCAAGUUGAGCUCCUUCACAAGCAGGUGAAGAGGGUAGAUUCUUACGUUAACCCUCGAGAACUUCAAAGAAGAGAAGUGUUGCUACAAAUAAUGGCCAGUGAGAAGAAUAGCAAUCGCAAGAACAAGGGCUUCAUUGACUUUGGAAUAGUGAAAGAGAUUUUGAGCUGCAUUGGCUUGAGAAAUCCAUUUGACUAUGAAGAAGAAAUUUUAAAACUAGAGCUUGAAGCCAAGAAACAAGCAGGAACGGGUGGACUAAUCGUGGUAUCCAAUAUAAACAAUCUCAUCUCUCUCAUUUCGUUUUCCAAAUCUGUGAUUUUCAAUGAUAAACAAAGUGAGAGAACAAAAGAAGACUGUAUGCAACAGUCUGCAUUCAUAAGUAGGAAUCAUGAUUAUUCUUCAUCUUCUCAGUCUUCUGUUGUUCCUAAUAUUCCCGAUGAGUUUCGUUGCCCGAUUACACUAGACUUGAUGAGAGACCCUGUGAUCGUAGCAUCAGGGCACACUUAUGAUAGACAUUCGAUUGCACGGUGGAUCAAUUCAGGGCAUUACACCUGCCCAAAAAGUGGGCAAAAGCUACUCCACAUGGCCCUCAUACCCAACUAUGCAUUGAAGAGUCUGAUACACCAGUGGUGCCAGGACAACAAUGUUUCAUUGAAUGAAGGUAAGGCAUCAUCUUUCUCAGACUCGGAGAGUGGAAACAGCAAAGGAAAACAAAGUGAGAAUGCUGUUGAUCAUAUUUCUGCUACAAAAGCAGUUGCUGAUGCUGUCAAAAUGACAGCAGAGUUUCUCGUGGGGAAACUAGCAACUGGCUCAGUAGAAAUCCAGAGGCAGGCAGCAUAUGAGCUUCACUUACUUGCGAAAACUGGCAUGGACAAUCGCAGGAUGAUUGCUGACGCAGGAGCUAUUCCAUUUCUGGUGACACUACUAUGUUCCCAUGAUCCAAGAAUUCAAGAAAAUGCUGUCACUGCCAUGCUCAACCUUUCCCUCUACCAAAAUAACAAGAUACUAAUAAUGGCUGCUGGAGCAAUUGACAACAUAGUUUAUGUGUUACAAUCAGGGAAGACUAUGGAGUCAAGAGAAAAUGCUGCUGCUGCUAUUUUCAGCCUGUCAAUGAUAGAUGAAUGCAAGGUGACAAUUGGUGCUCGACCUAGAGCGAUUCCUGCCUUAGUUGGGCUUCUGAGAGAUGGCUCUCCAGCUGGAAAAAGAGAUGCUGCAACAGCACUCUUUAAUCUCGCAGUUUAUAACGCUAACAAAAUCAGUGUUGUGGUUACUGGCGCGGUCCCUGUGCUAAUUGACUCGCUGAUGGAUGACAAAGCGGGCAUAACAGAUGAUGCAUUGGCGGUACUUGCUCUACUUUUGGGUUGCUCUCAAGGGCUGGAGGAGAUAAGGAAGAGUAGAGUUCUGGUGCCUCUUCUUACUGACCUGCUAAGAUUUGGGUCUUACAAAGGGAAGGAGAAUUCAAUAACUCUUCUAUUGGGACUUUGCAAAGAUGGAGGAGAGGAGGUAGCAAGAUGUCUGCUAAUAAUCCCAAGAAGUGUUCCUUCUCUUCGGAGUUUGGCUGCCGAAGGGUCCCCAAAAGCUCGGAGAAAGGCGGAUGCACUGCUUAGAUUACUCAGCAGGUGUUGCUCUCAGUCUCACAAUCCUGUUGGAUUGUUAGUAUAAGAAUACUACAGAAAGAGUCAUGUACAUUUGUGGGAAUCAUAUAAAUGAGUGUUUAAUUUUGUAUGGUGUCUUAUUUGAUACUGUAAUUGAUAUUCUCAAAGACAAUACUUAGUCACAUGGAUGUUUCAUCUGUUCAAAAACAUCUCAGGCUGGAUUGCUCUAAAAAAUUUUACAUUUGAGCCUGAAGAACAAUUUUUUUCCUUCAAGGAUACAGUAAACAGCAACCCUGCUGUUGACUCCCUGGUCUUUAUAGCUAAGCGGCCCUUGUAUCCAUUUUUCUU